Rotaria sp. Silwood2 is the source of this 1449-nucleotide messenger RNA. NCBI's taxonomy places the organism in Eukaryota, Metazoa, Rotifera, Eurotatoria, Philodinida, Philodinidae. The record is from the annotation of a GenBank genome assembly.
AUGUCAAUAGUCGAUCCAAAUCAGAUUUCUCAAUAUCAUCAAACAAUAGUCAUUGGUUCUGGAAUAGCCGGUUCAAAACGUAUCGGUGGUCGCAUCCUCACCGAAUACUUAGAUGAAGAUUUAUCAAAACCACUUGAAAUGGGUGCAUGUUGGAUGCAUGGUUUACAAGAUAAUCCAGUAUAUGAAUUAGCUGUACGUGAAAAAUUUCCACAACAUACAGGUACAAUACUUAAUUUUGAUAUUGGUACAUGUGUUGAUGAAAAUGGUUUACAAAUAUCAAGCGAAUUACAUAAUGAAGUUGAUCAAUUUUUUGAAAGUUUAUUACAAGAUACAAGAGAUUUAUUUGAAUUUCAACAAAAAAAUAAUACACAAAUAUCAUCAAUAAGUAUACACAAAGUUUUUCUGGAAAAAUUUCAAAAUUUUUUAAAUUCAAAUGGUGGAGAUAAUGCAACACGUUCAUUAAAACUUAAAUUACUUCAACGAAGAUUUGAUCAAGAAACAGGUGAAUGUGGUUGUCAAUCAAUGGAACAAGUAUCUUAUUCAGAAUUUGGUUCAUAUCAACGACCAAAAGGUCCCGAUAUGGAAUUUCCAUCUGGUUAUUCAACAUUAAUUCGUUAUUUAUGUUCCCAAAUACCACAAAGUUGGAUUUUAUUUGAACAAUUUGUUGAAAAUAUUUCAUGGGAUACAGAUAAUCAUGUUAAAAUUACAUGUGCCAAUGGAAAUAUUUAUGAAUGUGAUCAUGUUAUUUGUACUAUUCCAUUAGCUGUUAUGAAAUGGAGUUAUAAAUCAUUAUUUAGUCCAGCUUUACCAGCAUGGAAAAUUGAAGCAAUACAAAAAAUGGAUAUGGGUACAGUUGAUAAAAUCUAUUUAUUUUAUGAACAAUUAAACUUUUUUAAUGGUGAUUCAUUAGCUAUUGUUUAUGAUAGACAACAUGAUACGUUAGAUAUAAAAAAAGAAUGGUAUAAAAAAAUAUUCUUAUUUCAAAAAGUUUAUGAUAAUGUUUUAUUAUGUUGGAUAACGGGUGAUGAAGCUAUUUUUUGUGAACAAUUAGAUGAAAAAUAUAUUGGUGAUGUAUUAACAAAUCUUUUUCGAAAAUCAUUAAAAAAUAUUAAUAUACCAACACCAACAAAAGUUGUUCGAACUCAAUGGUUUUCAAAUCCUUGUGCAAAAGGUUCAUAUUCAUACGUACCGGUUGGUGCAUCAUCUUGUCAACAUAUUCAUGAUUUGGCUGAACCAUUAAUGGCUCAUAGCAAACCGCGAGUACUAUUUGCGGGUGAACAUACCCAUACUCGCUUUUAUUCAACUGUCACUGGUGCAUUUAUAACUGGUCAAGCACAAGCAUUACAAGUAGCAAAACAAUUAACUACAAAUAAUGAUACUGAAAUGUUAGUGAAAGCUAAUACGGAUGAUUUUAAUAAAAUUCAAUGGAAACGUGAAGAACCACCCUGA